Molecule: messenger RNA, 3816 nt
Organism: Myzus persicae (green peach aphid)
Lineage: Eukaryota; Metazoa; Arthropoda; Insecta; Hemiptera; Aphididae
Product: basic-leucine zipper transcription factor A-like
Exons: 3
Coding region: 30-2303 (757 amino acids)
Source: RefSeq, a predicted model, not a curated record
AAAAAUAAUAUCAUACAGCGGAAACCAUCAUGGCAAAUUUAAAUAUCAUGGUAAUUUUGUGCUUAGUUCAAUUUACUCUGAGCGAAGACCGAAUAUCCGUGGAUACAGUAGGUACAAUAACGGCGACUGCGGGUUACUCUAUAACAGAUAAUCACUCUCCAACUAUUAAAAGUCUGACUUCGAGCAUAGAAUUUUCUGGUGACCAUGAUUCUUCUAAAGACACGUCUUCGUCAAGUGAAGCUUAUACAUCAUUAACUCCUGGUCUCCGAAGCUCUCAAAGCUUGUCGUUGCGAUCCAGACAGGCUAGAGGAAAAUCGUCGAGCCAGACUUGGAGCACUGAAGAAAAAGAUAUUGGUAUCCCAUCGUUUUCAUUGACCGAUCACCGAGCGAAUGAACAACUAUAUAGUGUUAAACCCCAAACUUUUGAAAACCAAUCGCCACAGUUAUCUGACAUAAAGAGUAAUGAGAGUGUAGAGAAGUCAGCAGUGCCAUCAAUUACUUAUGGAAAAAAGAUGAACAAAAACGACGGUCACGACGAUCGACCGGUUUUCAACGAUUGGUCAGAAGAAGUGCACAUGUCAUUCGACAACAAUAAACCAACUAGAUCACGUCGGAAGAAUAAACACCAACAGGACAGUGAACAGGAAAAAAGGAAAACGCAGAACAAAAAAUUAACAGGAGACAAUAGUGACAAUAAGGAUGGUUGGCAAGAAUUAAGUCCCAAUAUGGAGAUGGCCACAGGCAUCAUUACAUCCGUUCAAGAGCAUGAUUCUUCACAAGAAUUAUCUGGUAGCUCAGAAUUGUUUAAGGCCUAUCAUCAUCCAGAUCUAUACAACGCGGACAGCAUUUCCAGCGUGGAGGACGCUGUGCACCAGACCGAGCCACAGAAUUUCAACCACAAGCAAGUGCUGUCGAAAAUGAAUCAUUUCGACUUCAGCAACGCCGUGUCGCAGGCUAACAAGACGCCGCCGCCCAGGGAAAAGCGGUUGAACUACUUGCAGCCGGGCGGGGGAGGUCUCCCGGUGGCCAGGUACCCAUAUAGCGGCGGUGGGCCGUUGCAACAGUCGCAGGUGCAGGCUGUCGGACCCUCUGUGCAGCCGCACUCCGCCGCAGCCGCGAUCACCGCUGCGGCCGUCGCUAAGUCCGUGAAAAUCGAACAACCGUCGGUGACGCCCAACUACCACAGCAUCGUGGUGCCCAUACCGAUCUCACACCAGAUGUACGCGGCCAUCGGUGGUGACCCGUCGUCCCCUGUGCACGGCCACCAGUUGGCCAGCAGUACUGUACAGCAAGCGAUGAUGUCGUUGCCGGUCGUGCACAACGUGUUCUUUAAGACGGAUGAGAACGGCGGUGGCAAGACUAUGCCAGCAAUCGUGAUACCGCUGAAACCGGAAUAUCUGCAUCAAUUGCAACAACAACACUACGCGCACUUGCAACAGCAACAGUCGGCAGUGGAUGACUCGCUGAACGCCGCAGGACACCAGCGGCCAGUGCACCAAGGGGCUGCCAAAGCAUUGCAGAUCCAACAACUUCAGCAGCUGCAGCUACAGCAGCAACAGCAACAGCAGCAGCCGUCGGCGUCACCGUCGUCGUUGACGCCUUCGCCGUACUCUCAAAAGCCGAAAACGACCAAAGUAAAAAAACCGUUCAGUCUGAUGAAGGACAACGACCUGCAACACCGCGUCAAGCAGCCGUUUGGCCUUCAACACCAGUUUUACAACAACCCAUUUGCGGGUGGAGCGGGAGGCGUCGGCCACGUGCAGCUACACCACGCCGGCCACCAGCAACAACACGGCGGCAGCGGCGGUGGCCACCAACAUCCACAACACGACGUGGCCGAUGAUUCGCGAUACGCACAAACGGCCACCGCACCCGCACCGGUACCCAUCCACGCGUAUUCAGGCACUGGCCAUCCGCUGGUCGUCAAACGACCCCACGCUUACGGUUACGUAUCCCCUGCGUCCCCGGUGCCAACCAAGUACGCGCAGGCAGUAAAUAAAUCACCUCCACUGCACCAUCACAAUCACAACAACCAUCACCACCAUCACAACAACCUUCACCAUCACCAUCAGCAGCAGCAGCAACAGCUGCAGCAGCAGCAACCGUCCACCGAGGAACUGGCCGCGGCCAUCGCGCAACAGCAAUUGACACAGCAGCAGCAGCCGUACAAAGCGACCACGUACCAUCCAGGUUUUGCGUACCUCAACGGCCCGGACGACGACUACCCGUACAAGCCCAUUUACAAGGACAUGAACAAACGCAACGACGUGCUGGUCGUCCGGACCGCUGACGGACGCAAGUGAUGGAUGAUCAACUGGCAACGCGAUCUUACACCGAACUUAGUACCUAAAGAUUUUUCUAUUUAAUAUGCUAUAAUAGUAUUAUUGUUAUACUCGUAUAUGUGGACAGACACGUAGGCACGCAGGUGGGAGGAGGUUUCAGGAAGGUUAACCCUCGACAAUUAAAAAAAAAAAAAAAAUGUUUGAUGGCAUUUAUUUUCGUUCGCGUAUUAUAAUAAGACACAACACUUGGUGUUACAUAAUAUUACAUUAUCAAUUACAGAAAUAACCCUCCCACAUAUAAGUAAAUUCUCGUGUGCGUGCCUGUAUACGCAUAUACAUAUUAUAUUAUAUACGUAUAUCUGAGUCCUGUUUAAAGACUUAAAUGCAAAGAUAAAAUAACGUAAACUGUUAUAAUUGUUAUUAUUUCUAUGCGAUAAAUUAUUAUUUAUAAGUAUCUUUAUAUUAUAUAUCAUGCAAAAAAUUUAUUUUUGAGUCGAUUUGUAAUAAUUAUACUAUAAUAUAUUGUGCGAUUCGCCAUAGUAUUCGCGAACAAUAAAUCAAUAUAUUAUAUUAUACCUCGAGGAAAUCUAAUAAUAUUUUAUUCCGUUCGAAUUCCGUUUUAUAUACGUAGGUAGGCCAUCAGGUGUUAUUUAACACAUUCCAUUGCGUUGUAGAAGUCCACCGUAUUAAUAAUUAUUGGCGAACCAUUAUAAUAAUAUUAUUUAUUAUAUUAUUAUGUACGUACUUUCGAUUCGACAAGGUGAUGCGAAAAUGCUAGAGUGGAACAUUUGCCGACACCGUGGUGUCAUCAAUAUUAAUAAUAUAAUAGGUGUAUAGGUAUAUUUUGGUUUAUUGCCAAAUCUUCCGGAAGCGCGUUCGCAUAUUUUUUCGACCACCUGAUCACCCCCCUUCUCGUUCAACACCCUCGACUGGUUGACCGCCGCCGAAUUGUACGCUCGUGAAACGUCCCAAAUGUGUUCGCGUUGCUUUCACAGGUGUGUAUACAAAAUGAAUAGGUAUACAUUAAAUUUUAUACCAGAUGCCUAUAUACUGUAGGUACGGCAAUAUAAUAUAUAUACACAAUAAUAUGUCCGUAUUAUUCCUAUAUUCACCCAUUAAAAUGCGAUUUCCAAGAGAAAUGUAGUAGAAUUAAUGUGCCUACGAAUUUAAUAUACAUUUAUAUUAUAGUAAGUGGUCACUGCUGCAUAUUUUUUUUUAACACGAUAAACGAAACGAAAUGCGAGCACACCGAUUUACGCACGAUUAUACCAGCUUGCGAAUCCGUUACGAUGUUAUUUCGUCCGUCAUUAUUCGACGGAAUAGUAUCAUUAUUACGUAUACAUGGCCAUUAAUCGGAAUAUCAAAUUCGUUUCAAAGCCAACGGACCUUGUCGUUUUCGUCUUGUAAAUGAUGUUACUUUGCGUGACCGCGUGUAGUGUGUACCUACCUACCUGUCUAUACAGUUAAUGAUCGAACACUUUGCUAAUAUCGUGUUUGAAUAUUCAUAUGGUACAAUAAAAUAUACAUUAUAUAA